This is a messenger RNA of Capsicum annuum, 339 nucleotides long. Lineage: Eukaryota; Viridiplantae; Streptophyta; Magnoliopsida; Solanales; Solanaceae. The record is from the annotation of a RefSeq genome assembly.
AUGACCCUUUUAGUGGCUAUAGUGGCGUACUUAGGUAAUGAAAUUCUCGACCAACCCUAUCCCCUAACCCUCGGAGUGAAAAAGGCGCAUCUCCCUCGGAGUCUCCGUCCGCUUCUUCUCCUUCUGGAGCCUCCCUCAUCGGCCAUGCAUCGGACGAGACCAAUUCCGAUAAGGAGGUUUUUUAUUCUCCCCAGUCCCCAUCUACUUCCACCUCGACUCCCGGAAACCAAUCCAUUGAGAGUUCUCCCAACGAGCAGAAAGAGAAAUUGGAGUUUCUAUCUGAAAACCAGCGGAAGCAUUGGACGGGGGAAAUCCUUCGAGCAUUCAAGGAAGGCUUAG